Anopheles maculipalpis is the source of this 1333-nucleotide messenger RNA. Its product is annotated as vertebrate ancient opsin-like. Gene Ontology annotation, biological process: G protein-coupled receptor signaling pathway. Gene Ontology annotation, molecular function: G protein-coupled receptor activity. The transcript is spliced from 5 exons. Lineage: Eukaryota; Metazoa; Arthropoda; Insecta; Diptera; Culicidae. Gene Ontology annotation, cellular component: membrane; photoreceptor outer segment. The record is from RefSeq and is a predicted model, not a curated record. The coding region runs from base 23 to 1318 and encodes 431 amino acids.
GAAACAUGUUGCAGCAGCGAAGAUGAACGAGGCUCCUAACGAUGUGGCAUCCAGCGUGGUAGACUACGAAGAUCUGAUGGCACCAUGGGCGUACAAUGCGGCCGCCAUCACACUGUUCUUUAUCGGGUUCUUUGGAUUUUUUCUCAACCUUUUCGUAAUUGCACUAAUGUCCAAGGAUAUGCAGCUAUGGACACCGAUGAACAUCAUAUUAUUCAAUUUGGUUUGCUCCGACUUUUCCGUGUCGAUCAUCGGCAACCCGCUAACGCUCACGUCGGCCAUCUCCCAUCGCUGGAUCUUCGGACGGACGCUGUGUGUGGCGUACGGGUUUUUCAUGUCCUUGCUCGGAAUUACCUCCAUCACGACGCUUACGGUGCUGUCGUACGAACGGUACUGUCUCAUCAGCCGCCCAUUUUCAUCACGAAAUUUGUCACGCAAAGGAGCCUUCCUGGCGAUAUUCUUCAUCUGGGGCUACUCGUUCGCCCUAACCUCGCCGCCACUGUUUGGCUGGGGAGCAUACGUGCAGGAGGCAGCUAACAUUAGCUGUUCGGUGAAUUGGGAGUCCCAAACGAAAAACGCCACCACUUACAUCAUUUUUCUGUUCGUUUUCGGGCUAGUCGUCCCGUUGAUAGUAAUUGUGUACAGCUACACCAACAUCAUCGUUAACAUGCGCGAGAACUCUGCUCGCGUUGGGCGAAUUAAUCGAGCUGAACAGCGUGUCACCUCGAUGGUGGCGGUGAUGAUCGUCGCCUUCAUGGUUGCGUGGACACCGUACGCCAUCUUUGCGCUUAUCGAACAGUUUGGACCACCGGAACUGAUUGGACCGGGAUUGGCCGUUUUACCGGCACUCAUCGCCAAAUCAAGCAUCUGCUACAACCCGAUCAUCUACGUCGGCAUGAACACACAGUUUCGGGCAGCAUUUACCCGGGUGCGCAACAAGGGACAAGGUGGACAAAUGGCGGACCAAAACACCACCACCAUGCAGCGUGAGCUAACCAAGAGCAGCCGCGAUAUGGUGGAGUGUAGUUUCGAUUUCUGUCGUAAGAAAAACCGCUUCAAAAUUAGCCUAGUGAAGCCGACCGCUCCGUUGGCGGUGGUGGAUGUGUCGAGUAGCUCGCAUCCGGGCAAGGGAACGAGCCGAUCGCCCCUGGACCAAACGGUGCUGAACGAGAUGAACGAUGAUGGUGGUGGUGGUGGGCGCGAACGUAGCAGUGUUUACGGUGGUACCCGGUUCGUGCGUCCAGACUUUGAAUUAUCUGUGAUUAAUAGUGGAAAAUCGAUACUGAUAAAGUCGAAAAAUUUUCGGUCCAAUUUACUAUAAAAGCGCACGUGAUAC